AUGGACUACGAUCCGCACGGUGGACGCAAUGCGUUCCGCAACAGCGGCGAUUCAUCAUCAGAGCGUGCCUUGAGAGCGAUACGAUCGUUCACACAAUCCAUCGAAGACGACAUCGGGCCUCCAGAAUUGCCUCCAUCGUUGGACAUCGACGUGGUCAGCAUGAAGACGUCCGACACGAAUGAGACCAUCAUUGAGGUGAAGCAAAAGGUGGACCCUCAACUAGGCGAGACGCAAAAAUACAAAAUGGCGGUUCCCGGGCCGGGGCAUUCCGAGCAAGAGCAUGAGCUCCACAAAAGCCUGAUUCGCGACGAUGACGACGAAUCGGAAAUUGAGGCAGUGUUUGCCAAUGGUAGAUCGCACCCGAAACGCGCCAGCAAUCUUGACGUCAUUUCAGUGCCGCCGAAAACGCUCAGUUUCUCGGCGCCGAUCGCGGAGCCAUCGGCUGACGAGUUGCGGCACGCCUACGACAAGCCGAUUCGGAAAAGGCCGACGACGCCGACGUCGGCGUGCGUUCUCGACGGCAUCGCGUUCUUCGCGCCGACCGCCGACGACGACGACGCGAAAGAGGUCGAUGAGACGGAGAAGAUCAAGGUCUCGAUUCCAACAGUGCGAAAGAAGAAGCAUGAGAUGAGCUACACGGAAUUCUAUGAGUCGAUGGCGAAUCAGAUGCCUCAUCAGGGGCGUCGGAUGAGCGGCGGCGGCGUCGGCGGCGGAUCGGGACGCACGACGCCGCUGAAUGAUUAUGACGGCGACAUUCUCGAUGAGCAUCCGCUUUAUAAGGGCAAAGCGCCGCCGCCGCCAGUCGUCCAUAGAAGAUCGAGCAUCGAAUGGGAGAAUUUCGCCGAUAUGGAAGAGAAAAUGGAGCAAGCCGAAAAGAAAUUGAAGCAAGAAGAAAAAGAAGAAGAAGAAGAAUCGGAAGCGAAGCAGGUCGAGUGUGAGGAGCCCGAACCUGCUCCAGCUCCAGAGUCGAAAACUGACAAAGAGCUGAAGAAGUUGACAUUCUACGCCAAGCCGCCAACCGUUGAAAUAACAUCGCCCGACAUGCCGCACUCGGGGUGCUUCCACGAGCCAACCGUCGCCGAGGAGCCCGAAAAGGAAGUUGGCGGUGUCGACGACGACGACGACGAGCCGCCGACGUUCUCCGAAGAUAUGGACGAGGAGCGACAGCGGGUUCAGCACGAGCUCGACGAGCCGAAAGCGGAGCAAGAGCCGGCGAAGCAGGAGGAGGCUCAUGAGGAGUACGACCCGAAUGCUUAUCCAGGCUAUAUUUGGAAUUAUGAGACCCAACAGUGGGAGUAUGACCCGAAUUAUGUUGAUCCGAAUGCUGCUCCAGCUCAGGAUGAGUAUGACUAUUCGGCGUAUGGCGGUUACGAAGGCUAUCUAGCCGCGUGUAAGGCUUAUGAGGAGCAGAAUGGCGGACAGUAUUACGAUCAGUCGGCGUAUUACGGACAAGAAGGUUAUGCUGCCGACUAUUCGCAGGCUUAUCCACACGAUCAAGCUAGCUAUGCUCAGGAUCAACAGCAAUACUACCAUUAUGAUUCUCAGGCUUACUCUCAAGAUCCCCAGGCGUACUCUCAGGAUCCCCAGGGUUACUCUCAAGAUCCCCAAGCUUACUCUCAGGAUUCCCAGGCUUACCAGCAAUCCUACCAUCAGGAUUCAGCUGGUUAUGCUCAAGAUCAGACGGCUUAUUCUCAGGAUCCAGCCAACUAUGGCCACGAUCAGACCGAUCCUUCUCAGGAUUCUCAGGCUCUACAGCAAUCUUAUCAACUGGAUCAUCAGGAUCACCAGCAGUGUUAUACUCACGAUCCUUACACUCAAGAGCAGCAGCAGGAGCCAACUGCGCCGACAUCCCAGCACUAUACUCCCAUCAAGCCGCUGUUCGAGCAACCUCCAGCUCCAGCCAACGAUCCUUACGCUUGGGACGCGCCAUCGGAAAAGGUUGAGUCGCCGAAGAAGGCCGCGCCACCGGCGCGACCACCGCCAGCGCGACCGGAAGCGCCGAAGCAAGAAGCAACGCCGCCGGCUCGACCGCCUCCCGUCUCGCGGCCGCCGCCACCUCGUCCAGCUCCGGCGAAGAAGGAGCCCGAGCCGGAACCCGAGCCUGAACUCGACGCAUGGGCGCAAUUCAAAAAGAUGACCGAGAAGGUCAGCGAUGUCGUUAAAACAACGGAGACCACUUUGAAGACGUUGAGCGAGACAUCGGCCGCCAACGACAUCAAGGAUGAAAGCUAUUUAGCGCAGAUUGGUGGCUCACAAGGGUUUGUCAGCGACGCGACACAACGCGAAAUUCAGCGGCUCAAUGAGGAGAAGAAGAUGGAAAAGCUGCAAAAGAAGAAAUUGAAGCAGCAGGGCAAAAAGGCGGCGUCGCCGCCGUUGGAUUUGGAACAGGAGGAUGCGAUGGAUCGUGCGGCGCAAGAAUUAGCUAUCAAGCUCGCGAAAAUGAGAACCGAUAUCGGAGACUGGAAGGCUCCAGAACCUCGAACCGAAAAAAUCAAGGAGCAGGAGCGCAAGGAUUCUGCUUCAGCCAUCCCGCCGCGCAAGAAAAGCUCGAUUAAAGAUGUGCAGCAGGAUUCCGGCGGUUCUUUGGAGCUUCCGCCUCAUCUCGCUUCGCAAGACACCGUGGUGACACCGAAAGGCGACUUCGCUCCCGACGAUCCAAUUCUUUCGGCGCCAGCGUGGGCCGACUUUGAGUCCUCAGAUCCUGUCCUACCGCCGAGUGAAUCCGGCUUUUUCUCGAAUAAAGAUUCAUCAAAUGAUACGAGUGCGGUACCGGCUUCCAAGGCAUCAGAUGCCUCUGAUCCGUUCGUGACGACAUCUACAGUGGCUCCAGCCACCACCAUCGAUCCAUUCGCUCCACAGCAGCCAACUUUAAUUGACGAGAGCUAUGAUCCAUUCGCUGUGGUGUCGGUUGACGAGAUUGUCGCGAUGGCAAAAGCAAAAGCUGAGCAGGCGGCCGCCGCCGGCGUCGAUCAAGACGACGACUUCUACAACGGGCGACAUUCGCCGGCGCUUUCGACACCAACACCCGAAGGCGGCAGCCCAAUCAGUCAGCGUCCGAAUCGAUUCGAGGACGAUUUCAAAUGCGACAUGGUCGCGCAUCUCGACACACCGACACCAUUGUAUGACGAGGACGACUCGCAGCCGCUCGCCGACUUCCUUCCAAAGUUCACCGGCGACGGUUGGGAUCUGAUGGUUCGCCAUCCGAUCAAGAAGAAAUCGUUCAUGGCGGAACGCUGCUGGAAGCCGUGCUACGUGAAACUUCACGGCAACACUCUUCUUCUCUACAACGACAAGAAGGAUGCCACCCCGAUUCAGGAGCUUCUCCUCCAAGCAACCUAUUCGCUAUCGGACACCAGCCUUCAAGCCUACGAUGUCUAUGGCAAAAUUCAUACAGUAAAGCUUCAAUACGUUGUUUAUAAGGAAAAGGUUGGAAUUCGGCCAGGACAAAUCAGUCGGCUUGUCGACGGCCAUAUUACCAAGUACGGCCUUCCCCUAGAGCAUAGUGCUCAAUGCACAGUGCUUCUCAAGUUCGGCUCAUUGAACGCCGCCGAGCUUCAAUCAUUCGUCACCACCAUCGAGGACAUCCUUUUCAAGUGUCAAAUCUCAAGAACCGGCAAGCCGAUUUACAAGCAGGACGAGGUGCAAAUCCACUGCUAUGAUGAGUACUCCGCGUUCGUCGACAAAGACGGCGUGUUGUCGGAUCAGCGCGCGAGAGUCCGAUUGUUCUGUCUGGCAUUCCUCACCGGCUCUCCGAUUCUCGAGGUCGGACUGAAUGAUCGACGGCGACAAGGCAAGGAGAUCGUGAGGCGGAAGGAUAUUCUGCCGAUGUACACCGAACGAUGGAUUCGGUUCGAGGCGCUCGAAUUCCAUUCGAUUGUGAAUCGGGAAGCCUUCGAGAAGGAGCAAGUCAUCACCUUCAGCCCGCCGGAUGGAUGCUUCUUUGAAAUCAUGCGAUUCCGCGUUCGGCCUCCACGGAACCGCGAGAAGGCGAUGACAGUCAAGUCGAUUAUGAAAAUCGCCGGUUCAAAGGUCGAGAUUCGCAUCGAGGCGAUGGCGGCGGCGCAGAUUCAGCGCACUCGCGGCUCCGAUGAGCGUCGUCAGAUACCGUGCGAGGACAUCACCAUUCGAUUCCCGAUUCCCGAAGCGUGGAUCUAUUUGUUCCGCGAAGAACGCCAUUGGGGCGUCGGUUCGAUUCACUCGAAGAAGCUUCGGCCGGGCAAAGUCAAGAAUCUCAAAGAUCGCCUUCUCGGAGCGGUGCAGACGAGCGAGGCGAAUCUCAUCGAAUGCGCGAUCGGCGAGGCGAAAUACGAGCAUGUUUAUCGCUCGCUGGUCUGGAGGAUCCCCAGACUUCCGGAGAAGCAUCACGCCGCCUACAAGGCUCAUCUUCUGAAGUGUCGCUUCGAGCUAUCCUCAUUCGACUUGAUGCCUGAAGAGUUUCUGCCGCGAUGUGAGGUCGAGUUCACCAUGCCGCUGGCUACCGUAUCAAAUACCGUAGUCCGGUCGGUGUCGGUUGAGCAGCACGAAGAUAGCGAUCGCGUCGAGAAGUUUGUGCGCUACGUCGCCAAAUACAACUACAAGGUGGAAAUCGACUACAUCCAAUGCGCCAAUCUCGAUCUUGACUUGAAUGAUCCAUCAGUGAAUGCUGAAGUCGCCGCGGCACCAGUUCCCGAGCUCCAUCAGCCCGCAUUCCAGCCAGGGCAGAACGAGGAGAUCCAGCAAGGCUAUCGUAUCGACUUCAACGAGACCGAGUUGGGCGGUGCGAAUCGACGCGAUGACUCGUCGUCCGAUGAGGAGCCCGACAGCCACAAAAUGCCAAUUAUUCAAAUAGACAUGAAGAAUUAUGGAUACUAA
This is a messenger RNA of Caenorhabditis bovis, 4851 nucleotides long. The record is from the annotation of a GenBank genome assembly. Lineage: Eukaryota; Metazoa; Nematoda; Chromadorea; Rhabditida; Rhabditidae.